AUGGCCUCGCAUGGCAAAGUAUUCGACCUGUUCGAUGACCGCUACCUGGAGUUGCAGGAUGUCAUGGGAAAUGUUGAACCGCUACCCAUGCUCGUACCGUACGAACAAUACAGGCAACAUCUUAUUAUCUACCGCAUGGACACGAGUCACGAGAUCUUCCUAGCGCUUCUCCAGGACUUUACAGACCGCAAGGCAUUCGAAACGGGCAAAGAGCUAUGGACUUGGUGCGUGCAGUGGGAGGUGGAUGAAACAGCAACUCGCCAGUCUCUUGUGGUUCCGCACUCGCCCAAGAAGCCGCGUCUCGACACAGUGCGACCAAAUCUCCCCCCUGCGCAGCGACUGCGACGUAACGGAGCUCCAAUCACGGCCCAAGCCCGAGUCAUAGACCCAGAGUUAAUCCGCGAGGAAGAUAUGUUGCGAAUUCUGGUCGACAUAGUGCAGGUGGACAGUGCAGUGGUGCCAAACUUUAUCGAGUUUCUGUACAGGUGGAUCGACUUCUACGAGGGAGACGGAAAGGCACUCAAAGCGGCAUUGCGCGGCGAGAUUCCAAGUCUGUGGGACUUUGAGUAUCAUCCACUCGUGGUUUCAGAAGAUGUUAAAAAGAGGGUGAACGAGGCAAAUGACGACGGUGACGAUGUAACGAAGAGCGAAACGGGUAGUAGGACACCAGAGCAUAGCAACGCACAGGAACUUGCGCAAAACUCGCCUACCAAGAAGAUGCGACAGAAACCAGAUCUGGCCGAAUUGGAGCGCAAGGCAGAAGAAAGUGAGCGUCUACAGUACCGCGAAGUGCACUUUGGUAUACAGCCGCCGAAGCUCAACGAACCUCUCCCACCUCUGAUCAACAUUCCUCGAGAUCCCAAAAAGCGUGCAAAGUACCAUGCUGCUUGCUUCAAAUCACGUCAACGCGCCUUCUAUAUGCUCAUGGAAGUUGGAAUUACCCCGCAACACAUGAGAGACUACAACCGAUGCCAAAAGCAGAGCGUAAGAGACACUCCUCCUGUUGAUGGAGACGGUCUCAAGAAUUACGAGCAAGACGCCCAUAUAGCGCAGCAGGUUUUUCUAGAAAAGGAAAAGCAGAUUAAGAAGCAAAUGGAGAUUGCCAUUAGCCACCAGCUAGCCGUCGAGGCUCAGACUGCUGACCACAGUGCUGCACCUGAAGAGUCGUCUGGAGCCCCAUUGAUUCCACCUACGCCUUCAUAUACACCUCUUCCGGAUAUAGCUGAGCAUAUGCAGCGCAAGAUUCAGCAACAUAGACUUGAGGGCAAGGACAAGAUCAACAUUGUUCCUACACCCCUGGUCGGCAAGAUGAAAAGUAAGCUUUUUCAAGGCGCCCGGGAUAGAGAGACUGUUUUGGAGUCAUUGAAGGACAGCCCCGUGACACCAACACCGCGCCAUACCAUUAUCAGCGAUGAGGAAGGACCGGGUACUGAUGAUUCGGAGAAUGAAAAUAGCGCGAGUGACCGAAUGCGAAUUAUGACUCCUGCACAACAUCAGGUGGCUUCAUUGUCUGUUCCAUUUCCAUACUCCGCUCCAUCCAUCACUGUUCCUCCACCACAAGCUCCUAAUGGGGGAUCUCAGAAUCAAUUGCCUGGAAACUUUGGAGGGCAUGCUCCUUUCAUUGCACAACCAUCGGCUGGACCCUCGCAUCCGUCUCCUUACUCAUAUCCCGUCUUGAGCCAUGGAACCCAAACCGGGGGCUUGAAUAUCGCAGGCAACUUCCACGGUAUCCCAUCCAUCACGUCUGGACAUGGGACUAGCCAGGUUGUACCUACUCAAUCCCUUUACCCUUUUGCCCAACAACCUCACAACCAUAUGCAAAAUGUAAACCGUCAGACUCAGGGUAUAUCUCAUCCUGUUCUAGGUUUAUCAAAUCCAGCCCCGCUAUCUGGAGUCACACAAGGGCUUAUAGCGAUCCAGCAAGCGCAGGGCAACCAUGCACCUGUUCAAGGACAGCAACAGCCGCCAUUUUCCCUAUCGCGUGCGGGAGCGCCUGGAUCCAACGGUGCCAACCAAAACUUCAUGCCAAGUGGGCAGCAGCAGCCUCCACACCUAUAUCCACCGUCUGCAGCCUCUUUAACGACCUUUCGACCUGGUAUGCAGCGCAUUGCCCCGAGUCCACUAACCUUCAUUCCGCCACCCUCCCCCUUCUCCUCUCUUGCGCCCUCACUGCUAGCCACAUCCCCCUUUGGCAUCAGCCACGCAAGCAUCCCCGUACAGAUCUACUUCCCCGGGGUGGUCGUUCCCCCAAACACCAUCGGUCCCGGCGGCGCAAAACUAGGCAACAAGGGCAACGCUGAAACCGAUGCUUUCCUCCUAGGCCACACACAACCUGGUAGCGGCAAAAUCACCCUUAGCAAAGCCAUAUUCCUGCCUGUAGGCGUGUGGCCGAAUGCCACUGAGAGAGUGAGAAAAGGGAAAUACACGGUGCUGGAAUCUUAUCCCGCGCCGGGACCUAGGAUGCCGAAUUACACGACGGGAACGCCGCAUCAGGCUGCGUACAAGAAGAUGGAGCAGGCGUAUGGCUUUAUGGUUUGUAGCAACCCCGCGGCCAGAGAGAGGGAACUUACAAAGCGGUGGCGAGUCAGUAGGGGUCGCAUGACGGCGAGUGAGCGGGGGGCUGUGUGGGAGGGUUGGGCGGUAGAGCUGGAUAGGGAGAUUAGCCUGAGUCGGGAGGAGAGGCGCGGCGCGGUGCUGCAUGAUAUGCUUAUUGACGGGAAGGCUGCUGUGGACAGUGACCGGGAGAGGAGACGCAGGGAGAUUGAGGAGAUGUUGGAGCAGGAAGAGGCCAUGGAAGACGAGUCUUCGGACAUGGAUAUAUACGAAUAA
This is a messenger RNA of Exserohilum turcica Et28A, 2829 nucleotides long. RefSeq lists its product as uncharacterized. NCBI's taxonomy places the organism in Eukaryota, Fungi, Ascomycota, Dothideomycetes, Pleosporales, Pleosporaceae. The record is from RefSeq and is a predicted model, not a curated record. The coding region runs from base 1 to 2829 and encodes 942 amino acids. The transcript is spliced from 2 exons.